Molecule: messenger RNA, 2861 nt
Organism: Porites evermanni
Lineage: Eukaryota; Metazoa; Cnidaria; Anthozoa; Scleractinia; Poritidae
Source: the annotation of a GenBank genome assembly
AUGUCUAACAAAGUAAAAACGGGGAUUUUUAUCGCAGGAUUUACAGCUUUUACCCUUGCAGCAUUAUAUCCCGUUGUUGUGUUUCCAAAACUACACCCAGAAGUCUACAGUAAGUCACGGUAUUUUAUAGUAUUGGUAAUGUAAGCUUAGCUUCUUUGUUCCGGAAGUCGAUUAUUUAAUACAGCUUUCACAUUCGUUACCGAGCUUAAAACUUUCCAUCUUUCUUCAAAGAGCCAUAGCUCAUGAGCUUUUGGUACCUUUCUAGCGGUUGACUGAAAAAAAUAUUUGAUAGGAAGGGGAACCCUAGCAGCAUAUUGGCCCUUCGAUAUACUGAGGCCCUCUGACAGGGUUUCGCUUGGCGGGAAUCAGGGAGCCUAGUACACAUACCGCCAGCUACGCAGCUAAUCAGGGCAUUGUUAAUUUUUUUGCUGGGGGCGGCGGGGGAGGAAGGGUGGGUGUGAGGUUGUAACCUAAUCAAUAGAGACUUUACGAUCAUACAACAACAACGUAAUUGAAAAUGUCCCUAAAAUUAGACUUCAGAUCCUUUCAGAACUUUUUUGCAAGAUGGUAAAAUUUAUCUCCUUGCUGUUCCCGUUCUCAAAUAAAAUUACAAUUUGGGCAUUUCAUUUCGUAGUUGUUCAGGGACAGCAAAGAAGUUAACAAAAAGUGUGAUGCAUGUCCAUGUGCAGAGUUUCUUUGGCUUCCUAAACCCAGGGGCAUAGUGUAAGGUUUUGAAGGAAUAGGCAUGGAAGGAAAGGUUACCUUAUUAUAGGAAAUUAUUGAUGCACAUUGACAAUGCAAAGAUAAUUUGCGUUACACAAAAUUAAUGCGAAUUUUUUCCAAAAGUCAGGUUUACAUAGUUAUCAAAUUAACGUGAAAUUUUCGAAAACAAUGUGCACUUAACUUUAUUUUAUGUGAAUUUGCUGCAAUACAAACUUCUCAACAUACAUAUCUAAAGGAAAAAACAGCAGCAUUUCCAUGACGAAGAAAGACUGAAGAACUUAGCUAUCCCUUCGGGGAAGUGGAUGAAUGUAAAGACCAGUCAAAAGACAUUUUGAACUCAAUUCUUAAAGAAGAACUGUCAGAUAGUGUCUCAGAGGCUAGAUAGAGGAACUAUGAACAGAUGAGGUUUUGUUAUUGAAAUAUAGGUGCUGUAAAACUACAGUGAUUUAAAAUAAUAUGAUUUGAGUUAUCAUUGACAUAAAUUAAGAAGCAUUAUAUUUAUGCAAUUUUUUUAAAAUCAUGUUAAUAAAGUGCAUCGUUAAUUUCCUAUAAUGAGGUAAACCCCCAAUGGUACUGCUAACUAGGGGGGUGUGGGGGCAUGUUCCCCCCAGAAAAAUUUCAAAUUUAGGGGCUCAGAAAUUACCAUUUCCUGCGUUUUCUACAGGAGUUUUUAAGUACAUAAAUAUGCGGAAAAGGCAAUAUUUCAUUGUUUAUUUUACAUCUCUAGUGUUAUCAGUAAGGUGAAAUGUUUACAGAAAAAAGGGCAAAACAGUGAUACCCUCAAGAAGGUUACAAGCAGAGGGCAAGACAUCUGCCCUUCAGACAGGAAAAUGCACCAAAAUAAUGCUAAAGAUUUAUCAAUCGUCCUGAUCUAGUGAUAAAGAUGCUUUUAGGAAAUAAGAGAAAAAAUUCUAUUGUAUUGACCCUAACAUGGCUGCCUUAAUCAUGUGGUUGCAAACCAAGAAUAGUCAAGUUUAGCCACCCUUUUAAUUUGCAAUUUCAUUGAGAAUUAAUAUGCUAUUCAUUUUUAAAGUCAGUUGCUCAAAACAUCUUUAACAUGCAGUGUAGGGCUAGAAAACAAUAUUAUUGUUGUAUAAUCAGCCCAAUGCACAAAAACCACACGGUCUUGAUAUUUUAAUUUGUUAUUUGUCAAUAACAAUCUAGUAAUAAUAUAGUGAUCAGCGAUCUGUCGUAUUAUUAUCAGCCCAAAAAGUUACAACAAGUUAAAACCAUCUUAUAUAAGAUCUUAGUUAACUUGAUGAUGAUUCAUGUGGACAAGAAAUUAAAUAAAUCUUACAUAGCUUACGUAAGUCUUGCCAUCUUUAAGUCCAACCAGCUGGUUCAACCUGUUGAGUUCCAAAAAUGGAGUUACAGGCCAUUAAGUGGAUUUUGCCAUCUUUGAAAACACUGAAUAAAUAGCAAAAAAGCUUUCCCUUAGUUUUAGACCAAUAAUUAAACCCAGUCUUCGAAUCUGCCAAAUAAUUCUUACCCAAAGGCAAACUUUAGACUGCCCAAAUCUGGCAUUCUAUCUCAAACCUCAAACAGGGCGUUCUGGUGUUGUUAGCCUGACAUAGUGAACGUAACCAUAUGCGCAGUAUAUAUAUACCGGCUAGAGUGACUUCUGGCUGGUAUUCCAGACUUUCAGAAUGUCUGAUGCUCAAAAUAUUUAGUAAUUUCCUAAUUGCCUUGAUCCCAAUUUUCUUGCAGCUGUCAUCUGCUAAUCCUGCACUACACGGGCAUUGAAACCUUUACUUCUAGUUGACUACUAAGUAAUGUUUGAGUUAAAGAAGAGCUAAACUUGAAUUUAAAUCUUUUGCAGAGGAAAUUCAGAAGGAAACAAGGAAAGAUAUUAAACAGGAAGAUAUACAGCCAGGAAGUGAGUGUCUUAGAUUUCAAUGGGACAUUCUUAGGGUUCUCAGUGUCUAUACCAUGAAACUGAACCAAACUUUAAAUACCGCGUUCAACACUGCUAAGUUUAUAGUGUUGUCCAAAAAAGGAAAAAAAAUGUGUGCACUGCACAGAGUCUCUCCCACCUUGUCCAUCAUAGUAUUGAUAAGUUUCAGGUUUAUUCGGUAACUUAUUUUGCUGAUUGAAUUUCAGAUAUGAAGGUCUGGUCAGAUCCAUUUUCCAGAAAGUAA